UUUUAUUUAUUGGAAAAAAUGGUUUUAGCUUUUGGUUUUGGUGAUGAAUGUUUUUAUUUUAUAUUUAAGGCUGAAGAAGUGCCUAUCAAUGUGAACUCGUGGGCUUCACGUCACACUAAUGGUCUUAUAAAAGAUCUUCUUCCUCAUGGAUCCGUUACAAGCGAAACAAUUUGGAUUUAUGGAACCGCAUGUACUUCAAGGGAGCUUGGGAAGAAAAAUUCCACAAAUCAAUGACGAAAGACCGAGACUUUCACCUUAUCAAUGGGACAUCAGUUUCUGUGUCUCUCAUGAGCAGCUAUAAGGACCAAUACAUAGAGGCUUAUGAUGGUUUCAAGGUCCUAAAGCUCCCAUUUCGACAAGGUAAUGAUACCAGUCGAAACUUCUCUAUGCAUUUCUAUCUCCCUGAUGAGAAAGAUGGUUUGGAUAAUCUUGUGGAGAAAAUGGCAUCAAGUGUUGGUUUCUUGGAUAGUCAUAUUCCGAGUCAAAAAGUUAAAGUUGGUGAAUUCGGAAUCCCAAAGUUUAAGAUCGAAUUCGGAUUCUCGGCUUCAAGGGCUUUCAAUAGAUUGGGAUUGGAUGAAAUGGCUUUGUACCAAAAAGCUUGUGUUGAGAUUGAUGAAGAAGGUGCUGAAGCUAUUGCCGCAACUGCUGUUGUUGGAGGCUUUGGAUGUGCUUUUGUUAAGAGGAUAGAUUUUGUUGCUGAUCAUCCAUUUCUUUUCAUGAUUAGAGAAGACAAAACCGGAACAGUUUUGUUCGUUGGUCAGAUCUUUGAUCCUUCUUAUUCUUCUUAGGCCCCGGAGAGGUCUGGUUUAACAAGACUUAC
This is a messenger RNA of Arabidopsis thaliana (thale cress), 820 nucleotides long. RefSeq names its product Serine protease inhibitor (SERPIN) family protein. Gene Ontology annotation, cellular component: extracellular region. Gene Ontology annotation, molecular function: serine-type endopeptidase inhibitor activity. Gene Ontology annotation, biological process: DNA repair. Bases 189 to 788 code for a protein of 199 amino acids. The transcript has a single exon. The record is from RefSeq and is marked reviewed. Lineage: Eukaryota; Viridiplantae; Streptophyta; Magnoliopsida; Brassicales; Brassicaceae.